AAAUACAUAGGUUUAAGUAAAAGAGUCGAAAUGACAUUUACUAUUUUUCAAUAAUAGUAUUUAUUCAAAAAUAUUCAAACUUAAAUUAAAAAAUAGGAGAGCUGUAUAAUAUAAUAUAAUAAUAAUAAUAAUAUUAAUAUUAAUAUAAUUUUAAUAUAUCCGUACAUAUUUGCUCAGUAUUUUCGAUCAGCUGAUCGUCGAAAAAAGUUAAGUUUAUGUAGUCUGGUCACUCUUAGCAAGUUGGCGCAAGUUUCAGCACAGCCAAAAUAAACGGAAUCGGUCUACGCGCUAUUGAAUUGCAUUUGCUUUUACAUUAAAAAUUCAUAUAUAUAGCGAAUUAUUGGAUGUUUAUAAGCACGUUGCUCUGCUUCAACAAUAUCAAGAUUAGACUGUUGAUAUUCAUAUCAAGAGCUCAAAAACGAAAUCCAGAAAAUAGCCGGUCUAGAAAGUGAGAUUUCGAAAUUACGGAUGGAAAAAAAUAUAACUACUCAACUAUGAAAGAAGUCUCUGUUGAGAAAUACAAAAAAAGGCUGGCUUCAUUUUAUUAACCCCUCCAAACGCAAAUAAAUUUAUAUUAUCAGUAGUCAAACAUCAAAUGGAAAUGUUUUUGUCUAUGCGUCAACUAUCGAUGCCGCAAGUAUCAACUAACGUUUAUCGAUACUUGUUAAAACGCUUAAAAUACUUGUGCAAAUCGAAUUAGAAAAUUGUUGUUAAGCUUAGAUUUGCCUGUGUUUUAAUUUCUGAACAUGAGCACAGUCAGCAGCCCAACAUCGGUGAACUCACUAUGCCGCGGUUGCCUCGACAACCUCGACGGCUGCCCCAUCUACGAUCUGUUUGUGCUACCAGACCUCGCCGAGACCUUCACUCUUUGCACAUCUUUACUGGUCGAUGUUCAGGAUGGCUAUCCCAGGCAACUGUGUGCCAGUUGUUAUGCCCGCCUCAAUGAUCUUCAUGACUUUAAAAACCAGUGCGUGGCCUCGCUGCAGCGUUUCAAAGAAAUGGUCGCCACCAAAGUGAUUUUGCCCAGCAGCAGCAUCGAUCUGUUGGAACCGCUGCCAGUGGCUUCUUCCAGCAAUGAGGCGGAGCUGCUAAUCAAGGAUGAGGAGCUCAGUAACAGCAACACAGAAUAUGAUCCGCUGAUGCAUCAUAAUCUCGAGCUAGUUGGCAACGAAGAGGAAGUGUUUAAACUGCUGGAGCAUGUGGACAAAGAUGACGGUGCUUCAACGACGUCCCCCGAGGAUGAUGUGCCCUUGGCACAACGCUUGCUGCCCUCCAAAACACUGGCCAACAAAUCCCAGCCAAAAAGUCAGCGAUUCACCUGCAAAAUUUGUGGAAGUAAAUUCAAGAAGCAGCCUAACUACGAUGAGCAUAUGAAGCAUCACAACGGAUUACUGCCGUAUCAAUGCAGCAUUGAACGAUGUCAGAAAGGCUUCACCACACCGGCAGCACUGCGUCUCCAUGUGGACUAUGCGCACAUGCAGUGCGCGAAGGAAAUACCCUGCACUGUUGAAAGUUGUACGCUGGUGUUUCCCCGCCUCCGACUGCUCACGAUUCAUCUGAAGAAGGUACACAAUAUGACCCGGGCCAGUGAGCCCCGCGUUGAGCAGAUGUGCAGUGAAUGCGGUCUUCUUUUCCGCUGUCCGGUGGCAUUUAAGAAGCACAAGUUUAAGCACACCGGAGAGCAGCUGCCGUAUCCUUGCAACAUUUGCGGCAAGGCCUUUCACUUCAAUAGCGCGUUGAAAAAUCACCUUCUGCGGCACGCGGGCAUCAAGAACCAUGUGUGUCCCUAUUGUGGCGUGGGUAAGACCACUCGCCAGGAGUGGAGCAAACACAUGCUGACGCACACGCAGGAGAAGAUGUUCAAGUGCGAAGUAUGUGAACAUGCCACUCACACGAAGCGAGCGCUCGACAAUCAUGUGAAGACUGUGCACGAGAAGAUACGCAACUAUGCGUGUCAGUAUUGUGGCAAGACGUUUGGCAAGUCGCACGCAUGUAAGAUACACGAGAUGACCCACACCGGGGAGAAGCGUUGCGAGUGCAAGGUGUGUGGCAAGAAGUUCUUAUAUACCGAGAGCCUGACGAAGCAUCUGAAGAUACACGAGAAGAGCGCUGAGCAAGCGCUUGAAACAUAUCGCCAGCGACAGCCGGAAUGUGAUGCCAAUACGGAAGAUCAACUGCUGCUUAAGGUGUGUGCCGAAUCGGUGGCCACCAUACCGCGUGAUCCACGACGUGUUGAACGCGUAGACAUCUCGCAGCUUGCAGGCACCGUUGUCAACCCCAUACCAGAUGUUUUAUUGCCGUCAAAUCCGACAUCUCCAAAAGAGAGCGGCCUGCACUACUGUCCCGUCUGCAAUCAGGGAUUUAACAAUCUGGGCAACAUGAAGCGUCAUUACAAGAGCGUGCAUGAGAAGGUCAGGGAAUUUGAGUGUCGCUUCUGUGCCAAACGCUUUGCCAACUCCCAAUCUCUGAAGCAGCACGAAUGGAUACAUACCGGAGAGAAACCGUAUGCUUGCAAAACUUGUGGCACGAAUUUCCGUCAGGAGGCCGCCUUGAUACGCCACCAGAAGGUGCACGAAGAGAAGCCAGCGAAACCGGAGAAAUUGCCGAAGCAAAUCACCGAAAAGUGCCGCCAAAAGGAACUACAGAAAUGUGAAAAACGUCGCAAUGUGGCCGCAAUGCGUCAGAAGAUUGCCGAGGCAGCCGAAGAGGAGCUGCAGCAGUUGGCCAAACAGCGUCAGCUGGAGAAACAACACAACACCUAUGAGCAGUAUCAAGCGGCGGCUGCAGCAAUGCUCAGAGAUGAUGACGAGGUGGAGGUGGAAGAGUACUAGAGACUUCCCAGCUGGAAGCUGUAAUUGUGGGUUACAUUGUUAAUAGUUUUAAUACAUUUCGAGGAGAUAAAGCUUUUGAAUUGAAGAGGAAUUGCUUUUACUCCACGUUUUAUCUGCAACUAACGCUUUAAAUAAAUAUUAAA
Messenger RNA from Drosophila albomicans, 2974 nucleotides. RefSeq names its product zinc finger protein 708. Gene Ontology annotation, molecular function: zinc ion binding. Gene Ontology annotation, cellular component: nucleus. NCBI's taxonomy places the organism in Eukaryota, Metazoa, Arthropoda, Insecta, Diptera, Drosophilidae. The record is from RefSeq and is a predicted model, not a curated record. Gene Ontology annotation, biological process: regulation of cytokine production; negative regulation of transcription by RNA polymerase II; regulation of immune system process. The transcript has 2 exons. The coding region runs from base 747 to 2831 and encodes 694 amino acids.